Molecule: messenger RNA, 4022 nt
Organism: Chara braunii
Lineage: Eukaryota; Viridiplantae; Streptophyta; Charophyceae; Charales; Characeae
Source: the annotation of a GenBank genome assembly
AUCUGCUCCAGAAAAAACCCAACACUCAGCCUGCUCAACACCGAAGUCCUCCUCCUCUAGUGGGAGGACGCGAACAGCGUGCAAAUGGACAGGUCCCUGAAACGGAAAUCAGGGGAAGCUGUAAGCGCUUCUUCCCCUGCACCCUCAAUCAAGGGGAGACAAAGAUCAGUCGGGCUGGCCAACGCGCUAUCAACAGACAAGGAAACGGGGGAUAGCAAGCAAUGCGGAACAGGGAUGGAAGAGGAUACCUCCCAAGGGUCAGGGAAGGAUGUAGAUAUGGAAGGAUCACAUCUUUCUCCUCAACCAACUGGCUCCAGCAGGAAUCAGAUCUCAGAAGCAAGUCGGGACAGAAAGAGGACCAGAUCAGAGAGCAGUGAGAACCAGGAUACGGAGGAAGAGGAUGCAGAUGGAGACCCUGACGAUGAUUCUAUGAAAGACUCAGAGGAGGAGAGCCCAGAAGAAGGGGACGACGACAUGGGGGAUGAAGAGGAUGAACAGGGGCAAGACAUGGACUCGCUCGAUUACGUACAACAGUAUGUCCGCUCCUUAGAAUUGGACAGAACAGUAGAACUAGAGGUGAGGCUCGCGCACCACAAGCACCUUCGCAAUCUCAGGUCAGCAACCAAAGCCGAAGACAGCAUAAACAUGGAAAACAGAUUCGAGAUCCUCGGGAAGGAAAGAGAGCUCAAUGAAUUUUAUGCCGAGCAAUACARCAUGAAGAYAAGAAUUGAGAAGAACAGAAUCACAGUGGAUWCAAAAAGUUACGAACAAAAGUUCACCUGGCCCAAAUCGUACGCUGAACCCCAAGCAGAACGGAGAGCGAAGAGAAACAAGAAAGAUAAUAAACAAGGGUCCACAGGGGAACCUCUCCACGAUACCUCCUCUUCAAUAGCAGAGGAUGAGUCCAUAGAGGACCUCAGAAGACACGCUGCAAUCCUGGAAGCUCAGGUAAACGUACUGAGGGAUCAGAACAGGGAGCUGGAUGAUCAAUGCAUAACCCUCAAGGACGUAGCAGGGGGAGGCCACAAGGAAAUAGAAGCAGCAGCCAGACUCGAYGCUCGCAGCAGUUYUAGGCGAAGGASGAUAAUCCCGUACCGCUGGAACCGCAGCUUUGAGYCCUGGSAAGUUGCCUAUCACAGAUCCAACUCGCUGAUCUCAGUACCAGACCAGGACUGUACACAAAACACCUUACGGGAGCUCAUAUYAGACAGCAUACCAGCAGAACUAAAGAUCUUGGGGUCCAAAACAGAGGGUAUAGAAGAAUGGAGGGAUCAGGAGAACGAAGUGCAAGCGGUGGACCUGCGACCAUUAUUGGUGGAAUUGGACGAGCCGGCUAGCCACGUCAGCCGACAGCCGUACCACGUCAGCAGCAGGGAGUGCCACGUCAGCAGUCCUCCGGCCUGGUCGAUGCUCACUCACUUACAAACAGCCGGCAUGGAUCAGAAGUCCGGGAAAACGGCCAAGGCCUAUCAGGCCCAAAUGCUGGCUUUGAUUACCGAAGCCAAGAAACGGGCGGAUGAGCUAGCAGCCGUAGAGAAAAAGAAGGCAGAGGACGCCGAGAAGGCACAUCUGUUGGCAAUCGAACAGCAACAGCAACAAGACGAGGCAGCCGCAAGGGCUGCCGAUGAAGAACGAAAUCAACGACGCGAGAAGAUAUUCAACGAAGAGCGAGCCUUGCUCACAAUGGCAGCGGACUGGCAGGCUGAGGCCGAGAAUGGUAAGAUGGAAGAGAGUGAAAACAAGAUCGCUCUACUCCUCUCCCAUCUCACAGACCUCCUGGCCACGUGCAUUGCACAGCAGGAGGACAUCCACAACCUCGACGACGUGGUUCAGAUGCAGAAUCAGGUGUUUGACCAAGUCAACAGCCGCCUUGAGCAGUUGGAACAAACCGUCGCCACCCCCGUUGCCAGCUCCUCCAACACCUCCGAUCGCCUCGAGGCUUUGGAGAUUGAUGUUGGAUCCCUCAAGGAUGGCGUGCAGUUACAGCAAACCACAACGCAACAGUUGGAGCAACGGAUCUGUAUUGCCGCCACCCACUCGAGAUCGGAACCGCGCGAGACAACUCCAAAGUUCGAUGAUCAAGAGAUCUUCUGCGACUCGACGAAGACGGACCCGAUUCCAUGGUUCUGCAAGUUCGAGCUCAAGUUGCAGCUACACCACGUCAGCGAGCACAAGCAUCACGCCAUAUGCGCUCAUCUUCACACAUAUCUAUCCUUCUAUGCACCACCAACUUCGCCGACGGAUGACGAAGUUGCGGUGGGCGACAUCCUUACGUAUGUUACCAAGGUGGCCCGUGAGUUUCGCAAGCAGCGGUACGAUGACAACAACGCACCGCUCCUCUAUGUCCACAUCCAAGUUGGGCAAGCGUCCUGCAGCGCUUUGCUGGCCAGCGGCGCGUCUCGCAAUUUCAUGAGUCAAGCCUUUAUGCAAAGGGCUGGCCUUGGCACACAAGUUCCAAGAAAGGCAAACGCGACAGCGAUCAAGUUGGCGAACGGAAGGACGCAACAGCUUAUCGACUGCUACAUCGAGGCUGUACCGGUGUAUUUCGCACCUCAUGCAUGCGAACCGGUGACGUUCGACAUUUUGGACACGGACUUCGACGUUAUUUUGGGAAUGCCUUGGCUUGCAAGUGCGGAUCACACGGUCAACUUCCACCGGGGGACUCUUACCGUUCGGGACGCUUUCGGAGACGAAGUGUCCUGUACUAUUCCUCUUCCGCACCCUUCAAUUCGGUGUCAAGUGGUGACGACCAAGGCAUUACGGGCUACUUGCUCUUACGAGAAACCCGACAAGAUGGGCCUAUGUUUCCUACGGACCGUCGCGUUAGCCGACUCUUCACCCACGGACUUGUCUUCAGACCCCCGUGUGGUGCGGUUGCUUGACGAGUUCGCCGACAUCUUCGAGUCAGCUACCGGUGUGGUGUCGGAUCGGCCGAUCUCUCAUGAGAUCAUUCUUGAGGCCGGUGUCGUGCCGCCGAAAGGUUGCAUUUAUCGCAUGAGCGAGGAGGAGCUUACGGUCCUCCGCACGCAACUCGAUCACUUGUUGGACAAGGGCUGGAUUCACCCUAGUAGCUCCCCAUAUGGAGCGCUAGUUCUCUUCGUACGGAAGAAGAACAAGGAUCUACGAUUGUGCAUCGACUACCGCAAGCUCAACGCGCAACCCAUCAAGAAUGUGGGGCCUCUUCCUCGUAUCGACGAUCUUCUUGAGCGAUUGGGUGACACAAAGUACUUUUCUAAGUUGGAUUUGAAGUCGGGAUAUCAUCAGAUUUCGACCCGGCCGAACGAUCGCUACAAAUCCGCGUUCAAGACGCGGUACGGGCACUUUGAGUGGGUGGUCAUACAUUUUGGCCUCACCAACGCCCCGACGACCUUUCAAGCAGCAAUGACCAACGAGUUACGUGCGAUGUUGGACCGGUUCAUGCUGGUCUACUUAGACGGCAUCCUCGUCUAUAGCCGGAUAUUGGAGGAUCAUCUUGAGCACCUUCGACGAGUGUUGAAGGCGUUCCGGCGCGCCAAGUACAAAGCCAACCGUGACAAGUGCGAAUUUGUUCGGCAAGAGCUGGAAUACUUGGGCCAUUUUGUCACACAAGAGAGCAUCAGUCCAUUGGCAGGCAAGAUUCAAGCCAUCCAAGAGUGGUCGGAGCCGCGUAACGUCAUGGAUGUCCGUUCGUUCCUUGGCCUUGCCGGCUACUACCAACGUUUUAUCAAGGGAUACUCGAAGAUUGCGGCCCACUUAACCAAGCUUCAAUGCGAGGAUCGACCAUUUGACUUCGGGGAGGAUGCGUGGGAAUCAUUUUUGGCUCUCAAAACCGCGCUAUUAUCUGUGGAGGUCUUGCGCAUAUACGACCCGCUAUUGCCAACGCUCGUCACUACGGAUGCGUCCGACUAUGAAAUUGGUGUCGUCCUCGAACAACACGAUGGCGUGGACUAGCACCCGGUCGAGUACUUCAGCAAGAAAGUGCUCGUCGUGCACUCCAUUGAUGAUGCACAAAAGAAGGAGCUCCUAGCCUUUGUCCACGCGCU